This is a messenger RNA of Striga hermonthica, 1221 nucleotides long. NCBI's taxonomy places the organism in Eukaryota, Viridiplantae, Streptophyta, Magnoliopsida, Lamiales, Orobanchaceae. The record is from the annotation of a GenBank genome assembly.
AUGGCAAGUUCGUUGUUGCUAUCUGGUCAAGCCUGGCACGCUCGUCGACCGUUACAUGGAUGUUCUAUUCCUUGUGCGGCAAAAAGUUUAGUGCCGGCUUCAUGUCACCGGACACAAUUGAGGCAAAGAUCCAUAGAUGAAGUUCACUUGAAGAAUGCGCCAUUUUCUGGUCAGUUAGCGCAUAGGUUCAAACCAGUUUUAUCUUCUAGCUCAGAGGAUGCUCAUCUGACCAGUGAGGAACCAGAGAAACUGAAAAGUGAAAAGACCUUCGAGCAAUGGGAUUCAAUGACAGCAAAGUUUGCUGGGGCAGCAAAUCUACCAUUUCUGUUAUUACAACUUCCUCAGAUUAUACUCAAUACGCAGAAUCUUAUCUCAGGGAACAGAUCUGCACUUUUUGCUGUCCCUUGGCUGGGUAUGCUUACCGGAUUGCUCGGUAAUCUUUCUCUAGUCUCAUACUUCAUACAAAAGAAGGAAACCGAGGCUGUGAUCGUGCAAACUUUGGGAGUCAUAUCCACAUAUAUAGUGAUGUUGCAGCUGGCCAUGGGGGAAGCUAUGCCCCUACCUCAAUUUAUUGUCGUAACAAUAGUGGUGGCAACCGGUCUCGUUUUGAAUUUUAUGAAAUAUUUUGAUUUUCUUAACUUGGGGAUGUGGCGCUUUUGGGAAGACUUUGUUACUGUGGCAGGGCUAUCCACACUUCCACAGGUCAUGUGGUCGACUUUCAUCCCUUAUCUCCCAAAUACUGCCUUGCCUGGGAUAAUCAUCUUCAUUUGUUCAGUUAUUGCUGUUCUAAUGGCUCGCAUGGGAAAGCUACCUGAUAAAGGCACCAAGUUUCUUGAAUCAGCAUCUGGAUGGACGGCUACUCUUCUUUUCAUGUGGAUGGCUGUUGCACAAUUGUGGACCAAUCUUCUGAAUCCUGAAAACAUUAAAGGUUUAUCAGCUAUCUCAAUGUUGCUGGCUAUGUUAGGCAACGGGCUUCUGAUUCCACGUGCUCUAUUUAUUCGUGAUCUUAUGUGGUUUAUGGGUACAAGCUGGGGGUCUGUCAUUUACGGAUGGGGAAACCUGAUAUGCUUGUACUGCCUCAAUAGUAUCAGCAGGGAGUUUUUCUUGGUUACGACCCUCGGUUUUGCUGCCUGGAUAGGGUUGACGUUUUGGAGAGAUUCACAAGCCCAUGGGCUCGGUUCACCGUUUGCUUCUUUCAAGGAGUUAGUUUUUGGGCACUGA